UGUCAAGACUAUGCCUAUGACUGUCAGGAGGACAGAGAAAAUUCCAUAUCGGUUCUACAUAGCACUGCACGAACCAUUAUGGAUUUGUCGAAUCACUGCACUCUUAAAACGAAUGUGUUGUCCUUAUCUAGAGAGAGGUGUUAAAAAAAACGACGCAUUGUUUUCAACGCAAACCGUGUUAUUUUCAACACAUAUUGUGUAACAAAUUAAAAAAAAGAGGAAACAACACAAACUGGACACGGAGGUGUGUUAAAAACAACGCAAGUUGUGUUGUUUUCAACACAUUCGUUUUAAGAGUGUGUGCUAUCAAGUAAUCAGUCAUCCAUGUAGCAUAAAACUCCAUACCUGAAGGUCCCAAGCAUCCUCUGUAUUUGCCCUACUAUCCUCAGUUGUCUGACUACUUCACCCUGCGUCCAUGCACUGCAUCCUCUGUCGGCUAGUAUUUGUGUGAUCGGUUUGCCAUUUGCUCAACCAACAUUGUCGAGGCCAUACACGUGAUUGAUGAACGGCCUGAAUUUAAAUACCGUGUUAACGACAUUCUGUCACCCACAGUCCAGUCAAGGGGAGCACCGGUGCCGGCCACUCACUGGUUGACCUGACUCACGUGACUGUCACAUUUUAUUCAUAUCAUCCCCGUGAGGUCUCUUACCAACAUUAUCUGAUUAACAAGAGCGGACGUUGACUUAGUGCGACCUCGCACAAGUGUCCAGACAUUAAUUAGAGUUGGGUCCUCUCGACGGUCAGUGUGUCAUUCAUGCAAUGCCACGAUGAGCACGUUCUUAGAUUAUACAGUAAUGGGUGGAGGAGAUGCUGGUGGCGCGUGCUCCGUGAGAACAUUCCACGCAGAUCAUGGAAUUACAACUUUUCAAUCCUGUGCUGUUGCGGUGAGUAAUUGUGUCGGGGAAGAUCGCUUCCUUGCAGGUAGAACAUCUCCGGACACAGGGCCCGUGUCUCAUGUACAACAACCUGGCUCCUAUCAGUCUCCCAGUAGCUCGCUGAGCAUUGCGUAUGGCACGCACGCGGGCUAUGGCACGCAGGGCUUUUGCUCAAGUUACAACCAUUACGCGCUGAAUCAGGAAGUAGACACAGCAGUUGGUCUUGCACAGUGCGCGCCCAUCGUUUACUCCGGGAACAUAUCCUCGUCAGUGGUGCAGCAUCACUCCCACCUCACGCAUCGGCAAGGUUACAGCGGCGGCAGCGCACAUCUGCACGGACCCCUCCAGUUCGCUGCUCACACGUCGUGCGGCCAUGGCCAAGAGCAGCCCAGCUUAGCCCUCCUGACAGCAGGCUGCUCAAACGCCUUGUCGCCUUUGAACGCGAGCCACCACGAUGCGUGUUGCCCAUCGCUGACAGAAAGCGCUUUCAACGCCCAGACAUUUGACUGGAUGAGGGUGAAACGGAAUCCACCGAAGACAGGGAAAGCAGGGGAAUUUGGCUUCAGUGGGCAGCCCAAUACCGUCCGCACAAAUUUCACCACCAAACAGCUGACAGAGCUCGAGAAGGAGUUUCACUUCAACAAGUACCUUACCCGUGCGAGGAGAGUGGAAAUCGCAGCUGCGCUCCAGUUGAACGAGACCCAGGUUAAGAUCUGGUUCCAAAACCGGCGCAUGAAGCAAAAGAAGCGUGAGAAAGAGGGAAUGCUCCCUAAAUCACCGUGCAACACCGGGAGCAGCCCAGGAAAAGGCGAUGAUGGAUCGGAAAAGUCUCUCUCUAGCCCAUCUACACCAUCUCCUGUAUCCUCCAGUUGAAGUUCACAUGCAUUUGUCCGUUUUCAGACGCCCUUCGCAUGAUAAUCAGCACGAGGAGGUAGAACACUUCCUCCCUGAUGCGACAUAAAUUAUUGUAGAAAAGAAGAACAAUCAUGGAACACAUGUAUCAUAUGGGAUUAGAUACUUGUACAUUUAUACCAAUGCUGGCUGAGCGUGCAGUUGCUGUUUUGUUUGUCGAUUGCUGUGUACACUGUUCAGGUCCGCCUUUUGACUGUUUUCUGUGGUAGGCUGAUAAUGCCUGUUGCGUGAGGCUUCAUUGUAACAUAACACUGAGUUUUAUCAGUCGCAGAGGAAAAUACUUUUAUCUUUGUUAAAUCCUAUGAAUUGCUUUAACCAAAGAUUACGGGUCAGUGUCUAAAUUAAACGUCUGUUUGUUGCUAUGAAAUAGA
This is a messenger RNA of Alosa sapidissima (American shad), 2158 nucleotides long. It is a transcript of the gene hoxa1a, whose product is annotated as homeobox A1a. Lineage: Eukaryota; Metazoa; Chordata; Actinopteri; Clupeiformes; Clupeidae. Gene Ontology annotation, biological process: regulation of transcription by RNA polymerase II. The coding region runs from base 768 to 1748 and encodes 326 amino acids. The transcript has 2 exons. Gene Ontology annotation, cellular component: nucleus. The record is from RefSeq and is a predicted model, not a curated record. Gene Ontology annotation, molecular function: RNA polymerase II cis-regulatory region sequence-specific DNA binding; DNA-binding transcription factor activity, RNA polymerase II-specific.